AGCGGCGAAGCGUCGUUCGGAGGGGCCUCGCGUUUGGAAAUAGAACGAGAUCAACCCGAUCUCUCCAGUAAAAUUUCUGAAAUUGUGAAGCGUCGAAAACACGCUCAAGGAGUAACACAUCGUCUCGACCGCCCAAACACAACACACAAUGGACGAUUUACCACCAGAACAGAUUUCAGAAUCCGGGCGGCUGGAAUUCGACGAAUUCGUAACGUUGGCGGCUAAGUUCAUCGUCGAGGAGGACGACGAGGCCAUGCAGAAGGAACUGCGUGAAGCCUUCCGACUCUACGACAAAGAGGGCAACGGGUACAUCCCGACCUCCUGCCUCAAAGAAAUCCUCCGUGAGCUCGACGACCAACUCACCAACGAAGAGCUAGACAUGAUGAUCGACGAAAUCGAUUCCGACGGCUCUGGAACAGUCGAUUUCGAUGAAUUCAUGGAGAUGAUGACUGGAGAAUAAGCGUCACUUUCAAGAAGGAGAGGUGACAAUCAUGAACCAACCGACAGCCUCCACAACUUGCAAAUUCUUGGAACUCUACUUCACUCCGAUGGCUCCGCAUAAUGUCUGCUCGCGAACAAAUCCUGCCAUUCGGCGUACGCCUCAAACCCAAUAUCAUUCUGCUCAACUGCACUAGUUCGUUCCUCAUUCUACGGGUUGAAAUUUUAACACAGACUCCAUUAAUGCUGAGAAUUUUCAGACGAAUUCUGAGAAUCUCAAACCAACUUCCUUCGUAUGUGCAAGCCUCAAAAGCUUCGCGAAGUCUUACCUCACCCUGAUCGCAUGAAUUUAUUGGGUAUUCACGUGAAUUUGGCAAAAGCACAAGUGGUCACUCAAUCUAAUGACGAGCUCCUGGCAGUUCAUCUUGCGGGACGGACGGAAACAUUUCACCUCAUUAAACUUGCCCUCUUUUCCUUUGUAAUAUACCUCGUCCCAUUCAUCGCCCCCACCCGAUCGCAUAUUAAUACCACCUAUUUAAUUGUUUAAUUUAUUAUUUAUUUUCUUAUUUAUUCAACUAUUUUUCUACUUAAACUUUUAUCUCGUUAUUUUUUGUGUAUGUCUGUUCAUUUACAAAUAUACAUGAAGAGUUUUGACACCA
Molecule: messenger RNA, 1097 nt
Organism: Bemisia tabaci
Lineage: Eukaryota; Metazoa; Arthropoda; Insecta; Hemiptera; Aleyrodidae
Source: RefSeq, a predicted model, not a curated record